Molecule: messenger RNA, 612 nt
Organism: Aureobasidium pullulans EXF-150
Lineage: Eukaryota; Fungi; Ascomycota; Dothideomycetes; Dothideales; Saccotheciaceae
Exons: 1
Coding region: 1-612 (203 amino acids)
Source: RefSeq, a predicted model, not a curated record
AUGGUUUCGUUUCUCUUUGUGACUGCUCCUGCCGCAGACAUAGAAACCAUCAACCGGGCUCUCCUACACAUGCGCGAAUGGGACACUGGAUUCGACGAGACCUUCGACCCUUGCAAGCUAAAAAUCGACAAAGCACCCUACACCGAAAACGCCAGUGAAGAUGAUGAACCCACUUCGCCUCCACUGAGAGAUCUCUCGGACAAUGCAUGGAGUGGUGCAAGCACAGAGGACGUGGAAUCUUACUGCUUUGAUUAUGUGCAGGCGGGUGCUCCGAACGAUGGGCACCUAUUUGCCAUACUUGAUGCUGCGGCCAUCGAAAGCAAGACCUGCAUUCUUGCUAACCUUCCUUACGAGUACUAUGAUGACCCAUCUACGUUUCGCGGAAAGUACAACAAGGUCCGCGUACCCUGGGAUGAGUUCUAUUUGAUGUGGUGCAACCUUGACAUCGCGAACAUGAAUUUUGAAGAGUUCACUGAGGAAGGGGAAGACGGAGGCGAUGAUCAAGGAUGGUUCACGUACAACAGCGUGUCCAAUGGAAGUGAUAUUAGUGAAGAAGGAGCUAAGAAAAGAGAUGCGAUGCUGGAGCGAUUGAGGCUGCAAGAGUAUGUUUGA